Entrophospora sp. SA101 is the source of this 574-nucleotide messenger RNA. The record is from the annotation of a GenBank genome assembly. Lineage: Eukaryota; Fungi; Glomeromycota; Glomeromycetes; Entrophosporales; Entrophosporaceae.
UGGGCCUGAUUACAUGCUUCAGGGAGGUUUUGAUCAAUUUCAGAAUACAGCUGGAUUACCAAAACUUGAAACAGAGCUAAGCAAAUUAGAAAAAGAAUAUAAAGAUUUUGAUGUACCAGAAGAAGAUGCAAUCAAAGAGUAUUUUAAUAUAAGGUCACUUUUAGAUUCAUAUAUUCAUGAUAUAAGAAAUAUUGUAAAUCAUCCACUUAACAUUUUAAAAUUCAUGAGGCCUGGUCGCUUGGUUUGGGUGAAACAUGCAAAUAUGGAGUUUGGAUGGGGUAUGGUAGUUGCUUGGGGAAAAAAAAAGCAGGAUCCAAGUUUUGAAGCAAAAAAUACUUUAAAUCCGACGGAUAAUAAUUCUGAAUUAAAUCAACCAGCAGCCGAGAAUCCCGGAGAAAACUCAGAAGAAAUUAUAGAAGAAAAUCUAGAGAAAUUGGAAUUUUCUUUACCUCCAGAUCAUUAUUUUGUUGAUGUGUUAUUAAAUUGCGAUCCUGAAUCAGUUGUUGCUAAAUCAGCAGACGGUAAACUUAUUGGUGUAAAACCUUAUAAGGGAGAUGGUUUAGGAGAAAUGAUG